CCGGCUCGCGGCCUACCUCGCCGGAAGCCGUCGCCCCCCUGCCCCCCGGCGCCACCCCUCCCGCCGUGCUCCUGCCAGAGGGUGCCCGCCGCUCGCCGGGUGUCCCGCGAUGAGCAAGCCAGGCGGCAGCGCUGGCGGCGCCACGGCGGGCCCGACGGCGGCGGCCGCGGCCGCUGCGGCGCAGAAGCAGCGGGCGCUCCUCCAGAAGGCCGACGCCGACGUCAGCAGCCUCGUCGACAACUUCUCCGCCCUCAUCAACAUCGCCCGCGUCAACGACCCGCCCGUGCGCAACUCGCAGGAGGCGUUCCAGAUGGACAUGCGCGCCUCCCGCAUGGUGCAUUCAGCAGACUCUCUGUUGAAACUAGUAUCGGAACUUAAGAGGACAGCUAUCUUUUCUGGGCUUUCUUCUUUGAGUGAGAAUGUUGAUAGGAGGAUUGAAGUGCUCAGUCAACAGGCAGAGGAGACAGAGAGAAUGCUGGAGAGGAUUGGGCAGGAAGCAGCAGCAAGCCUUAAGGAGUUGGAGGCACAUUACUACUCGUCUGUUGUGCGGACUCCGCUCUAUGAUUGAGGUAGCCCCCAUGCCCAUCUUGAAUCAGGCUACCAUUCCAGGCAGCGCCAACAUCGGUGAUCGGAGAGUGUCCAGGACAGAUGUUGGGCUUGCGGCCAUCUGGGCGCCAUGCACAUGUAGCUUGUGAAAGAGCAAAGGUUCAUCGCGCCUCACCCCCACUCCAGUAGCUCUGGUUCCUGCACCAUUGUCUGAAGUCGUUGGCAGAAGAGAUCUGUCUGCUCCAGCAUGUGCUUCUUGAAUAUCAAGCGCCAUCUUCUGAUUGUUCUUAAAAUCAGCGACCAAAUCUGUUUCAAAGAUAGCCAGACGACACCGUUAAAUACAAAACUAUUCCUGUGCUUCCACAAAGCCCAGAGUGUAGCAGCUACAAUAGUAUUAAACACAUCAAGUCUUUUUCCAGCAAUCCAAUAUGAAGAAACAGAUUCCAUAUUGGUGCCCACUGGUUUGGCAAGGAAGCUACUGACUUCCUUCCAAACCAUUUUGGCCACCAAACAAUCAAAAAGAAGGUGUUGAACACUUUCAUUUUCAGAACAGAAAACACAGUUUAAAGGCUUGUUCAUCAUUCUCUUCUGCAAGUUAUCUCUAGUCAUGAUCUUACUAUAUGAAACUAGCCAGAGGAAAAUGUGAAUUCUGGGGGGAACAACCAGCUUCCAAACUGCAGGAAUAAAAACUGGUGUCACACCUCUGUAGUUAAUAAUAGCAUACAGAGAGCUAGUGGUGUAAGUGCCUGAGGCGUUGUAUUGCCAAACAAGGGCAUCAAUAUCCUCAGAGUAUGAGAUGCUCUUGGCAAUAGCUUCCAAUUAAUACCAUGAGUUCAUCAUCAUGGUGCUCCCAGAAGUGCAUGCGUUUUAUUUUGCUGGGAAUUCUGCCUCCCUUGUGGUAAUUUGUCUUUACGAUGAACAAAUGGCUGGCAGGGGCCUUUUCCCUAAAGAAGUACGUACUAAUUAAGUACUCUAUGGUUAUAUAUCAGUUGAUGAUUUAUUCUUUGCAGUUUGGAGGCAAAGAACUUAGAUAGUGAACAGUUGAUGAACCAUGCGGUUUGCGUUCUGGGGACGUAUAGAAGUUCAUGUCUUUGCAUAAUUUCCAAUUGAGAGUUUGCGUCUGUCAGCUUAGUUGAAGAACGUGGUUGAUGGCAGAUAACAAGUGCCUGGGUGGAUUUAACACAUGUUUUUUUAGAGGAAAUUUAAAACAAAACCUACCUGCUGAAAUCAUGGGAACUGUACGAGGACCAGCGCAAGAACUUAGGGCCUGUUCGGCUCUCCACCGGCUCUGUGAAAUUACGAGAUCUGCGGAGCACGUACUUACCAGCUCCACAAAUUUAGUCUGCAGCUCCGUCAGCUCCGCGGAGCUGAGUCCGGAGCGGAGAGACUCCGAACACCCCCUUAACUCUUUGACUUGCUCUUUUGAGCUGAUUUUGAUUCGU
Messenger RNA from Triticum dicoccoides, 1988 nucleotides. Its product is annotated as mediator of RNA polymerase II transcription subunit 22a-like. Gene Ontology annotation, cellular component: mediator complex. The record is from RefSeq and is a predicted model, not a curated record. Gene Ontology annotation, biological process: regulation of transcription by RNA polymerase II. The transcript is spliced from 4 exons. Gene Ontology annotation, molecular function: transcription coregulator activity. The coding region runs from base 110 to 568 and encodes 152 amino acids. NCBI's taxonomy places the organism in Eukaryota, Viridiplantae, Streptophyta, Magnoliopsida, Poales, Poaceae.